Lingula anatina is the source of this 2181-nucleotide messenger RNA. RefSeq lists its product as uncharacterized. Lineage: Eukaryota; Metazoa; Brachiopoda; Lingulata; Lingulida; Lingulidae. The record is from RefSeq and is a predicted model, not a curated record.
AUGACGACGUGCCGGAAGUUACUCACGGAUCCGGCGAGUGGUGCUCGACUGGUACCGGAAGUGACGCAAGUGGUGCUCGUGUUGACGGAUGGUGUCAGCACCAAAGGAUUGGGUAAAAUGAGCAUAAGUGAAGCCGCUUACGAUUUGGGUAAACGUGGCAUAAUAAGCAUCUCUCUGGGAGUCGGAAACCUGGAUGAUAAAGAACUUCUUGCCAUCGCCCAAGGCAGCUCAAGCGCCACCUUCCAUGUUGAUGAUGCGGAGAGUUUGAUGGAUAUAAUUGACACAGUUGGGAUAUCUGCUUGCACGGCAACCUUACCUCCAACUACUACAACUACUACAACUACUACUACAACAACAACACCUACCACAACUACUACUCCUACUACUACGACUACAACUACGACUACAACAACAACAACAACGCCAUCUAUCACCACUACGCCAACUACAGGCUUUCUUCCAUUUACAACCUCUAAGUCAAUUGCAGCUUCUACACCAACUACAGCAUCUCCGCCAGCUACAAUAUCAAAGUCCAUUACAGGUUCUACACCAAUUACAGCUUCUCCGCCAGCUAAAAUAUCAAAGUCAAUUACAGGCUCUAGACCAACUACAGCUUCUUCGCCAGCCACAAUAUCAAAGUCCAUUACAGGUUCUACACCAAUUACUGCGUCUCCGCCAGUUACAAUAUCAGAGUCAAUUACAGGUUUUACACCAACUACAGCUUUUCCGGCAGCUACAGUUUCUAGAUCAAUUACAGCUUCUACGCCAGCUGAAGCCUACAGGCCAACUACGUCCACAUCAACUACAGCCAAUACGCCAAUCACACCUCCUACGCCAGCUACUACUACCUCCCCAACAAGAAGUACACUUUCCACCACUGCCCAACCGUCUGUAACCAGGGAGUUCACCGCGGCACCUGUGACCCACAUCGUGCCUGGUGUACCUACCACGACUAAACCAAUAACGACCAGUGAGUUGGAGGAUUUCCAUGUAGACAAAGAGUAUGGCGGGCGGGUGACGCCACAGACGCCACCAGAUGUCGGCUUUUCCUGUUCCUCAUGGAGCGAGUGGGAGGAGUGCGACCGCCCAUGCAACGGAGGGGUGCAGACCCGUUACAGAGACUGCUGCGGGAAUUGUGGAGUGCCUGACACAACGCAAACGCGCAAGUGCAAUACUCAACCUUGUGCAGUUCACGGUAGAUGGAGCCAGUGGACGGAGUGGUCAGCCUGCACAGCUAGUUGUGAUGGGGGCGCCAGGGGGCGAACUCGGUCGUGCACGGCACCCCAUCCUGUCGGAGACGGUCAAAGUUGCCAGGGGUCAUCUGUGGAGUUCCAGAAUUGUAACUCACAUCGCUGCCCAGUGUGUGAAGGAAGUCACGUGCGCGAUUACACGUGCUCACCCCACGUGCCGUUGUACUUAUACUGCCAGCGCGGCACGGUGAAGGUCACGGGCGUCUGUGCAGUGUACAAUUUUAUACGGAACAUGUGCAUUCCGAUCCCGGAUCUCCUGAACCAACUCAACUCCCAAUGCAGCAGCACGUCGUUUUGCCGAGUUACUAACACGUGUGGUGACCUCGACUACCUCUCCAUCCGGGUUACCUACCAAUGCUGUGACGUCACCCCUGUGUGUGACCAAUGGAGCAAGGCGCCAGAAUGUCAAUCAUUCACUGGUCCUUAACAUGUGAUGCUCAGUUGACCGAGACGUUGUUUCUGCACAGAGAAGUCAGCUGUAUCGCCGGCAUGGUGAUUCUUCGUUAGACCGUGGCUUCAAUUCACAAAAGAAAUUAAGUCCAAAAUUACCAGAUGUUGAUAUAUUAGAGCGACAAGCUACGCGCGUAAUUGUAACUAAACCCAUCAUAAAUUUGCAAAACUUGAUCAAAGGGAGGAGUGUGUGAUGCCUCUUUUCAAGGUUAAUAACAUUGGCUUUUGAUUAUAUAAUGAGGACCCCAACACCGGUACCGAUACUUCAUUUUAGUUUCUUUGAGAGAAUUACAGAAGUAUCCGAUACAUUCGCUCCAUUCGGAAUGGAUGAUCCGAGUACUUACUGAUCCGCCGACUAAAUAUGGCCGACCACAAUUCCAAAGCGAUGCCGCUGAUUCCUGAUGGUUUCCCCGACUCUACACGCGCCUUUAAACGGAUUAGAUAUGUGCUUCGAGGUUUAAUUGCCAGGCCCCUGCAGCAA